Molecule: messenger RNA, 9126 nt
Organism: Procambarus clarkii (red swamp crayfish)
Lineage: Eukaryota; Metazoa; Arthropoda; Malacostraca; Decapoda; Cambaridae
Source: RefSeq, a predicted model, not a curated record
CCUCGUGUGGAAAUCGAACCCGCGCCACAGAAUUACGAGUCCUGGGCGCUAUCCACCAGGCUACGAGGCCCCAUGUAGUGUGUGUGUGUGUGUGUGGAGCGAGGGUUGACGCUGAUCUGCUUAUGGAGUGAGGUUCUCGUUGCCUCUGGGACCAGCAUACAACCGGCUCCUUAUUCUGAGAGGUGCUGAGUAGGCAUGCAAGAGCGAGAUGGCGCCCACCAUACCAGGGUGUCCAACACCACUUGGCACACUAUCAUCGUUGUCCUCGACGAUCUGCUUGAAGAACUUCUUGGUUGUGUACCUAACUAACAUUUAUGUACAGGAGUAUUUACCUGUAGUGGCCGUAAACAAGCUUUGAGAUGUCCAACAUCGUCGCGGACAUGCAUCAACAUAGAGUACAUAGCAUAAAUAUAAUUUUAAAACUAAGCUAUCCAUGGAGCAUCAUGACUAACUAGCUAAACAUCUGGGCAUACUGGAGGCAGUAGGUCCAUCUGCAGAUAGAGACAGAGUAGUCGUAGGAUGUAGCAGUAGGUCCAUCUGCAGAUAGAGGCAGAGUAGUCGUAGGAUGUAGCAGUAGGUCCAUCUGCAGAUAGAGGCAGAGUAGUCGUCGGAUGUAGCAGUAGGUCCAUCUGCAGACAGAGGCAGAGUAGUCGUAGGAUGUAGCAGUAGGUCCAUCUGCAGAUAGAGACAGAGUAGUCGUAGGAUGUAGCAGUAGGUACAUCUGUAGAUAGAGACAGAGUAGUCGUAGGAUGUAGCAGUAGGUCCAUCUGCAGAUAGAGGCAGAGUAGUCGUAGGAUGUAGAGGCAGAGGACCAGAAGUAGUGCGCGAGGAUCAUGAUGCUCAACCACAGUGUUACCUGCUAUGAAGAUUAUAAUCGGUAGACUCUAACAUAGACACGAUAUAGUACAUAGUAUAAGAGACAUUCCACUAAAAUAUGGAGUGUAGGGACGUGGCUGAAACACGAGGACAUGAACAGUGAUUGUAAGAGACGUGAUAACAUUGAAACUAUGAACUAAGGGUAAGUUUGUAGGUAUCAUAUUCUAUAUAUUUGUGGCAAAGGAAAGAGAACAGAUGUAUAACGGUGUUAAUUGGUUUCAUUUUAUCAGGAAAUCUCAAUGGAUACGCUGUGGCAAUGUUACAUAAAGUGUCAAACACACAUUAAUGGUUUGGUACUCAAUAAGGACGAGCUUUCUCGUAAUAUAUUAACUAAAGUUAGUUGAAAAGGAUAGAAGUUAGUAGGCAUAAGUUUGUUACUUAGUCAAUAAUAUUGUAAGCAUUACCCUUACAGCUAGACAUAAAAACUAUGAAUGUUAGGAGCUAGUUCUUCACGAACGUAGUCAUCCUCUGCUUUAUACUAACAGUCAGGAGGUGGGGAGCUCAUAUAACGCAUCCAUUGUCCUAUACAGACUGGAACACCACAGUCACACGCGCGUGUAUCAUCAGACUGAUGGUGGUGUACUGUUAAAAUAACUGGUCUGGACCGAAGGUUGUAAGUUUGAGUACCAGGUGUUGCGGUACCUUGUUCGUGUCUACGACCGGAGUGGGUGUCACGGUGGUAGGGUCAGUCAAUAUGUUGGUAUUUACAGGUACUGGGUUGUCAUCAUCAACUGUCAAGCGGGCCAAUUUCAUGUGAUUGAGAUGUUCAUUUACAUGCUCACCAGUAGCUAGGUUCUCCAGCUUGUACUUGUUACCUGUAAUAUGUUCAAGAACUCUGUAAGGACCAAGAAACUUCUCAGUACAUGGGACCAUCUCUUCGCUGGUUGAGGAUCAUUAUUAAAGAUCCAGAUCCUAUUUUUGUAGGUUUAGCAUGAGCGUUUUGUAACCAAGUGAAAUUGUCAGUAGCUUUAGAUAGGUGUUACUUGACUCUCUGGAACACCAAUUGUCUCUUUCUUUGACUUUAACAUAAUCAUCAUAGUUGUAAAGUGGCACAGGAGGCGAGGAUAUGAGAGCAUUUGGGAGGCUCAUGUUUGUCCCAAAAAGCACAAAGUGAGGUGUAUCUCCUAUUUAAGAGUUGACAGAGGAGUUUAUCGACUUUUGGACGAUUAUAAGUUCAUCCCAUUUGUGACUGUCCCGACUGACUGUUACUCUGAGUGCGUCAAGUACUUUCUUAUUUGUUCUUUCAGCAAGGCCAUUGCUAGCCGGUUGAUAAGGCAUUAUAUUACACUUUUGAUGUUGAACGGUUUAGCCAGUUGUUCCAUAAUAGAAAUGUUGAAUUCCGGACCUUUGUCAGAAAGUAAAACUCUAGGUGAACCAUACCUGCAAAUUAUGUUAUCAUAAAAUGCACUAGCUAUUGUUUCUGCAGUUUUAUUUGGAAUUGGAACCAGUUUACAAUAUCGAGAGAAAUUAUUUAACAUAACUAGAAGAUGUUUAUUACCUUUAGAAGUUUCAGUAAAGUUUGUUAGCAUGGCCACAGAAACACGGUCCCAAGGUGCAUUAGUCGUAGGGUAAGUCUGAAUCGGGUUCGGGCCAGCAACACGGUCUCUAUGAGCUAGGAAGGUUUGACAUUGAUGCACGAGAUGUUCAAUCUGUUUUGCCUUUUUGGGCCAGUAGUACUUAAGAUGAGGCUGCUUUAUGGUGUGGUCCUUGCCAGGAUGCGCACCGUGUGGGGUGUCAUGGACAAGUUUCAACACGGUAGGUACUAUCGACGCAGGAAUAACAAGUUGAUGUAUCAUUCUGACUGGAGAUCUAAGCAUAACCUUGCAGUGGAGCACGUGAUUUAAGAGUACUAGUUCUUUGAGCGGCACGGGAGGCUUGACUGUAAAAGUCGUGUUCGGGUUCAUUAGAAAGCUUAUGAUCGGUGCCUACAUUGGGUCUUGUUGUUGUUGUGCUAUUUCUACAUCUUGCAAGUCAAAUGAAGGGUAUUCAACUUGAAUAGGAGCGACGUAGUAGGAGAGGGCAUCGAUAACUACAUUAUGUUUGCCAGGUAAGUAUCCAAACGUGGGUAGGAACUCUUGUAUGGUGAGCGACCAAUGGGCAAACUUGCCUAUUGGAUUCUUUUCUUUAAACAAGGGGAUAAUGGCUUGGUGGUCUGUCAGUACACGGACAGGGUGGUUGUAGAUGAUGUAUGAAAUGUCUGAGAGAACACACUACAGCUACAGCCUCACGUUCUGUUGUCAAGCAAUUCUUUUCUGCUUUGGAGAGGACUCGGCUUGCAUAUGUAAUGACAUGUUCUUUUCUGUCGCUUGUUUUUGAUAGUACGGCUCCUAACCUAAUAUUACUGGCAUCAAUGACUAAGACAAAUGGUUUGGAGAAGUCCGGGAACUUGAGAAUGGGAGCAGAUAUCAACGUCUCUUUAAAUGUUUUAAACACUUUCUCCUGAUCAGCCGUCCAUGCGAAUGGGACAGACGUCCCAUUCUUAAGAAGGUGAAUUCAUUCACCUUCUUAAGGAGGUGAGGAAGAGACGCAAUCACUGAGUAGCCAGCGAUGAAAUGGCAGUAGAAUCCUGCUAGACCUAUGAACUUUUGUACAACUUCAACAUUAUGAGGGGCAGGAUAGUUCUUCACAGCAUCUUUCUUUGAGUCAAGAGUGGUGACACCUUGUGGGGUUACAUUAUGGCCUAGAAACUUUAUCUCUUUUUUCAUGAAAGCACAUUUACUGAAGUUUGAUCUUCAAAUUAGCUUCAGAUAGUUUCUGAAGAACACGUUCUAAACUUUGAAGGUGGGUUGGUACAUCCUUGGACAUGAUUAUGAGGUCAUCGAGGCAAACCAUGAGGGUAUUACCCAUCAUUCAUCGGAACAAGUUUGUCAUAAGUCUAGAGAAAGUAAUAGGGAUGCUGUGUAAGCCAAAAGGCAUGCGGGUGUACUGGCAAUGGUCAUUAGGGACCGAAAACGCUGUCAGUUCUCGGCUUUCUGGGUUAAGUGGUAUUUGCCAAAAAUCUUGCAAUAGAUCAAGAGUAGAAAAAACCUUAUUCUGGUCUAUGUUCUUCAAUAAGUCAGUGAGCACGGGAAGUGGAAACCUAUUUAUUUAUUUAUUUAUUUAUUUAUUUAUUUAUUUAUUUAUUUAUUUAUUUAUUUAUUUAUGCAUAUACAAGAAGGUACAUUGGGAAUGUGAGGAUAUAUAAAAUGGUAAUUACAGUCUUGUAAAGCCACUAGUAUGCGCAGCGCUUCGGGCCGACCAUAUGAUACAAGAUACCUAUCAGGUAUCGUCACAUUGAACGGUUUUCUGAAAUCAACGACGGGAUGCCAAGAACCAUACUCAUUGGGUUCAAGGAUCAAUGGCGCCCUGGUGCCAUUUUAUGGCCGUGGAGUACGAUUGUUUCGCAUGCCCCUCCACUUGUUGACAAUCUGCCAUGGAGUGCCGGCCCUGGUGUGGCUGCUGACGUGGCCAGAGUGACGUGUUCUACCGAGGGGCCCUUGGCCGAGUUGUCCUGCAGUAUGGGGGUGCCUGUGCCCCCUGUCGUUAGGAGAGACUCUAUUGGCCUGGAAUUUUUGGCAAUGCUUCCUACCUGGUGGUGGAAGUGAUGAUUGUGGACAUGUUACGUGUUCCUGUGGAGACCGUGUGUGGUGUGCAGCUGCUUCCUGGGAGGCGGGCGAUUGUGAAGUCAGCUCCAUGGUGGUUUACCGUGAUCUCACUGAGCGCUGUGAUGGGUGUUCCUUCACUUUUCCUGAUGAUGGUGGGUCCGGGACUAUCUCCGAUCGCUGCGGUACGACGACGUAUGUGGCGGUGCAUGGGGUACCCUUCGAUUUCCCUGCAGACCUCCUGUGUCGGUACUUUGCCUGUUUUGGGCAGGUGCUUCAAGUGCAGAUGAAUGCUGUCUCCUCAAGGAUGUGGAUGGGUUUCCCGUGUGGGACCCGCACUCUCACCACGCGCCUCAGGGGUAAUAUUCCAUCCUCCGUCAUGCUGCUGGGUUACCCUCUUCGUGUGUUUUGUGCAAGCCAGCCCCGGACGUGUUUCCGGUGUGGCUUGUCGGGUCAGCAGGCUGCUGGGUGUGUGUGGCGUGCCGGGUCACCCCUAUUAACCUCAACCAUGAGGAAGAUUUUCCCCUGUUGUUGGCCACAGACCAGUCCCCCAGGUGCUGGUGUGAUGUGCGUUGCUUCCCAGCCGUUUGGUGCCCCGUUGUUGGAUUCUGCAGCUGGCUUGGAUGCGGAUGUGAGUGUGGGUGUCAACGUGGUGGUUAGUGUGGCCCCCGCCCCCGCCGGCUUCCCCGCCUCAUCCGUCCCUGCACCAGGUGCCCCAGCCCACCCUGAUUCAGCUCCCCCUGCCUGCUUCUUUCCCUGGAUAAGUUGUCUCCUGUCACUUUGGCUGUCUGCAAGGGGCUGUCUCUUGUGGUGUGUGGUCUGGUGCAUCCGGUUGUGGAAGCUGUGGUUCUCAGGGGUCGUGCUUUACAAGCACGCCCACCAGAGGAUUCUGUUGUGUUGCAGGAAGAUGGGAGUGAUAGCUCGGACGACUGGCAGCCUCUCUCAAAGCGAUCGCAGCGGGUUCGGAAUGUGUCUCCCCCUUCGUACUCACCUAGUUGUACUCACCUAGUUGUGUUUGCGGGGGUUGAGCUCUGGGUGGGCCUGUUGAGCCUUGGGUGGAGGUGGGGGAAUAUGGGACUCCAGCAUCCCCUGCCGUAGGUGACAGGGCUAUGAGGGGCUCCGAGUUGCUUCCUGUGACUGCGCCUCCUGCUGUUGUCUCCCCGCAGUGAGAGGUUGCCCCUGAUGAUCGAGUCCUCGUCAUGGUGCUGAGGAAGGAUGUGCGCUGGGGGGGGGGGGGCCUUGACUCUGGUGCCCUGUGGCAGGGACAUUGCCGCGCCUGCGGAACUGCGCCCGGCAGUUCCCCUCACUUCAUUGCCCCGGUUUGGGAGGGGGGGGGGGCCUUUUCACGGCUGCCGGGAUGCCCAGGGUGCUCUUCCACUAUCUGGGUGCCGCGAAUGAGGGAGUUUAUUUAUGGGGUGUCGGAUUUGAUGCCUUGGCCAUGGGCGCCACCUUGCGGCCGGGUACCCCGAUGACGUCCUGCUGAUUUGAGAAGCAUACUGCAUUCACUUUCCGGCACAGGAGUUCCCGGAUAUAUAUACGUAGUGCUGGUGUUUGCUUUGUGUACUCCCUGUUCUUAUGUCCUUGAUGCCUUGUCUUAUGUUCUUACGUCCUGUGUCUAGGUUUGGCUCGCCCCCGUCUCAGUGUUGCGUUUUGUCCAUCUGGGACCAGCAUACAAUGGUCUCUGUGUUCUGAGAGGUGCUGAGUAGGCAUGCAAGUGCAAGAUGGCGCCCACUAUACCAGGGCGUCCAACACGUAUAUGUCUACUCUUGCAUAAGUCUGCUCUUACAUGUGUCCACUCUUAUAUAUGUCUACUCUUGCAUAAUUCUGCUCUUACAUGUGUCCACUCUUAUAUAUGUCUACUCUUGCAUAAGUCUGCUCUUACAUAUGUCCACGCUUAUAUAUGUCUACUCUUGCAUAAGUCUGCUCUUACAUGUGUCCACUCUUAUAUAUGUCUACUCUUGCAUAAGUCUGCUCUUACAUGUGUCCACUCUUAUAUAUGUCUACUCUUGCAUAAGUCUGCUCUUACAUGUGUCCACUCUUAUAUAUGUCUACUCUUGCAUAAGUCUGCUCUUACAUGUGUCCACUCUAAUAGUGUCUUCCGCAGCAGGCGCCAGAGAACUUUAUUUCAGUUUUUGUAAAUCUGAUGAGCAGGAGGGAGGGAGUUAUGAGGAAAAAGCGCCAAGCCAUUAGACGCUGGUGAGAGCAUGUAGAGCAAAAGUUAUAUUCUAAUCAAACGAAUCAGGAUUAGUGAUAUAUUGAAUAUAUUCUUUGGGAUAUUAAAAGAGCUGUGCGAGUCACCAUGGGAUAAUAACUCAUUGUGUCAGGGACAGGCAACCAGUGUAUAUAUAAAUGUAAGGCUUAUACCGAGAUCCCCCCCCUCCCUCCCCAGGAUGCAACACCACAAAAGCUAACACCUGUGUACAUAUUUACUGCUAGGUGAACAGAUGCAUUAGGCGUUAGGAAAUAUGUACGAUGCAGGAUCAUUUCUGACCCGCCCGAGAUUCGAACCCUGAAUUUCCGAUUGUGAGUCGAGAACGAAGCCAACUGUACUACCGGGAAUAGUCCAUGAAUGUCUGGAAAAUAAACCUCCUGCUUGGAUCUCAUCUCACUGUGUGUGAUAUUGUGCGCCCCGUUGCUUGGUUUACUGCGCACAACACUGUAAUGGUGCAACCCGUCCUCUUAAUAGCAUGUUGUAUUAUGACGCAUACUUUACCCACGGCCAAAAACUGCCGUUCAAGAAAAUGGUAACGGCUCGCGAAAUUGACAAUGUCCCGUUUUCUGUUUUGGGUCCUCUCACCUAUACAUAAGGGUACUCCAGCACAACAGUUUCUUGACGUUGGGAUCGCUGACGAGAACGGGCUGGACAGUAAGGAGGGGUGCCUCGCCAGCCUCACACACACCUCUGUCCUCUUGACAGUUUUAAACAGUUUUACGCCUAUGUUGUUUUUUAGCGAGAAAUUAUGCAUCUAUAUAAAAAAGAAUUUCUAUCCAAGGAACGAGGCCAGACGCUUGAUGCUAGCGUCACUCAGUUUUUCAAGAUGACACGUACGUGGUAUGCAAUGGUCACAGGCUAUUCGAAGUGAGCCACAUUGUCUCCCUUUAAGAAAUAUUAUUGCCGACAAUGACCAUUGCAAUUUUGAUGGAUUCCAAAAUCGAGAAUUUGUUUUCCUCUGAGUUUUUGGACAGUUUUCACAUGUUUUCAUAGUACUGUAUUACAUUUUCUGAGACACAGUCAGAGAUAGAGACAGACACGGCAUGUCAGACAGACGUGACCAUGACCAGUUAUCCCAUCAUGAUAUUUAACAUAAUUACUUAUCUAGAUUAUAUGUUUUGUAUUAUUCAUUUUUUAGUUUAUAUCCUUAUUCCGCUGUUGUAACCAUUGUCUGUACCCUGCAGACUGACGACUUCUAAGGGGUUCAGUAAACCCAUUAUAUACCUUAAACAAUAUGCACUCUAUAAUGCAAGUGCAUAUUGUGAGUGUUGAUGUGUUACCUCUUGUCGACAGCAGACACCUUCUGAGGCUUCCCAUUAACAAUAUUGCUUGACAAAGAGUACAAAGUUCUUACAACGAUAAAGAGAAGCAAACAUCGUUACCAAAAUGUUAUAUUUACUAAUCGUUUUUACAACGCUGAAGCAACGUAAAAUUCUAAACAACUAUAUAAUAAGACUACUUUCAGAGAAUGUUUUAUUCAUUAAAGACUUUGCAUCAAUGAACUUUACUUUCAUCUUGGUGUUUUCUUCAUAAGCAGAGUUAAUAAUUAUUGUACUUGGUGAGUUAAAAGUUAAUUCAUUGAGUAUUCUCAGCCCAAAGCACUGGACUAACAAGACAUAAUUACCCAUCACAUUGUGGCAUCUAUUUUGUGGCAACCUUCUUUAAGCGGGUUUUUUUUUUUAAUAAACUCAAAUACAAAAUGGGAUCUAGUGGUUUAUUUAUGGUAGACCGAGAAAAGUGGAGUUUUCCUUGAGCACCAGGAAGAAGAAAAUGUAAGAAAUUUUUGCAAAAUUGAAAUUACCAUAAAAAUCAAUAAGAAAAUUUAGUUGCCAAAAUUCAGCCCACCCUCCUGUUUAGGUAAUACUUACAUUAAGUACCCACUAUAAGUAAUUACUUAUAUUACGAGAGAUUCAUUGUACCUAUAUUGACGUAAAAGGCAAUUAGAAUGUAAAAAUCGGUUCUAUUGAAUUUGGACAACCCAUAAAAGUUUGUGUACUGAUGGAGCAAAAAAACCUAACCUAAUAAAACCUUCCUAAGCCUAAUACAUGCUAUCUGAGGCCUAUUAUAAUGUAUAGAUGUGCUAUACUAGACCUAGGAAUAUUCAAGUUUAUUUUUUAGCUUUAAUUUGUCGGACUCUAUAAAGUGAAUAGUACUAAAGUCAACUAUCUUCUUGUUCAUUACAUCUAUGUCUGUAUGAUGGCUAACAUAGUUACAAAAAGUAUUAUGUAAACAGGAGGAUGGGUGGCAAAAUUUGCAUUUGGUGGGGGCAUUUUUGUUCUUUGCUCUCUAGUCCCACUUAACUGACAGUUCCAAACACGCAAAUAAUUGAGCAGUCUUCGUGGUGUAGUGGUAAGAAACUCGCCUGGCAUUCCGCGAGCGCUUUGUCCUGGGUUCGUAUCCUGGCCGGGGAGGAUUUACUGGACGCAAAUCCUUAACUGUAGCCUGUUUAACUCAACA